AUGUGGGUGGAGGUGACCGUGCUGAAAAGGGAGAUGAAGCCAGAAAGUGACAGACCACGGAAAGUCCGGUUUCGGAUCGCGUCCUCUCACAGUGGGCGAGUUCUGAAGGAAGUGUAUGAAGAUGGGCAACCGUCAGGCUCUCUGGAUUCUGAAUGUGCCAGUAUCUGUGGGAUAGAUGGAUUAAGUGAUUCUGAUGGACAGCAGAAUGGGCACAUAGAAUCAGAAGGUGAUGAGAAUGAGAAUGACCAGGAUAGCUUGCUUGUGUUAGCAAGGGCUGCCAGUGAGAAGGGUUUUGGUACAAGAAGAGUCAACAUUUUAAGCAAAAAUGGCACAGUCAGAGGCGUCAAAUACAAAGUGAGUGCUGGCCAGGCUCUAUUUAACAAUUUGACCAAAGUAUUACAGCAACCAUCAACUGACCUAGAAUUUGACCGUGUAGUGAUUUAUACCACCUGCCUUCGUGUGGUUCGGACAACCUUUGAAAGAUGUGAACUGGUUAGAAAGAUUUUCCAAAACCAUCGCAUAAAAUUUGAAGAGAAAAACAUAGCCCUGAAUGGUGAAUAUGGAAAAGAGUUAGAUGAACGAUGCCGACGAGUUUCCGAAGCGCCUUCCCUCCCUGUUGUGUUCAUUGAUGGCCAUUACCUUGGGGGUGCUGAGAAAAUUUUGUCAAUGAAUGAAUCAGGAGAAUUGCAAGACCUCCUAACCAAAAUUGAGAGAGUGCAGCAUCCACAUGAGUGUCCCUCUUGUGGAGGCUUUGGGUUUCUUCCAUGCUCUAUGUGCCAUGGGAGCAAGAUGUCCGUGUUUCGAAAUUGCUUCACAGACUCUUUCAAAGCCCUGAAGUGUACGGCUUGCAAUGAAAACGGUCUUCAGCGUUGUAAGAACUGUGUUGGUUAAUUGGAGCUUCUACCCACGAAAAGUCUCAUUUUAUUAAUCAAAGGCAAUACUUUGGUUUAUAUAUAUUUUUUAAAUGCUUAUGUUUAUGGAUUAACCAAUAAACUUUAUUAUAA
Molecule: messenger RNA, 1004 nt
Organism: Rhinopithecus roxellana (golden snub-nosed monkey)
Lineage: Eukaryota; Metazoa; Chordata; Mammalia; Primates; Cercopithecidae
Gene: GRXCR1
Product: glutaredoxin and cysteine rich domain containing 1
Exons: 4
Coding region: 1-891 (296 amino acids)
Biological process (GO): sensory perception of sound; inner ear receptor cell stereocilium organization
Cellular component (GO): stereocilium; kinocilium
Source: RefSeq, a predicted model, not a curated record